GGAUCUGGCUCGAGCCACUGACGCCUCAACAACGGCAGCCCUCUCGGGCCAGCACGCGGCCAUGGCCCGCGCCUGCACCCUGCUCGUGUGGGCGACCUUGGCGGCCGGCGAGCCCCCCGCGCGCGGCUUGCGGCCGGAGGUCUUCCGCGCCGACGAGCUGAGCACGGCGGCCGCGGCGGACGCCUUCGAUCUGGGCCGCUUCACGAUGCCCUCGCGCGGCGCGGCGUCGUCGCCGUGCAGAUGGGCGCAGGCUUCGGCGCCCUGCGCGCCGAGGUGCUGAGCGCAGCCGCCAGUUGCAUGGACACCGAGCACGGCACGUCCUCCGUGCGCCUGGAGGAGGGCACCACGCGCCGCACCCUGGCCGGCGAGGCCAACGCCCGCGGCGACGGCAGGCCGAGCCCCUUCUUCGGUCCUCGCGGCGAGGCCACUCCCGAGGAAGGAGUGCGCCGAGUUCGAGCGGCUCGGCGCGGAGUUCCGUGCGCUUGCGGGGCAGGUGGCGGCCUCCUUCGGGCGGCGCCUGGCGCAGGUCGUCGGGCUCUCGGGCCAGCGCCCCGCGCUGGAGUUCGCCGCGGGCGACGAGGUGCAGCUCGCGGAGCUGGCCCAGAGGGGCCCCAGGCUCGAGCACUUCCACUCGUACGCCCGCGACCCGGACUUCGCGGCGAUGGUGGGCCCGGAGGCGGAGCUGCGGCUGCUGCGGGCCCAGGCGCUGGAUUUCCACGCCGACCAGGGGCUCUUCGUCGUCUUCUCGCCGGGGAUGAUGCUGCAGGCCGGGGCCGACGCUGCCGCGGGCAGCUUCCAGAUCCGAAGCGCCGACGAGGACGGGCACGUGCGGGACUUCGACCUCGACGUGCGCGGCAUGGACGACGUCCUGGUCGUGCUGCUGGGCGACGCCGUGCGGCAGCUGGGGCUGCCCGAGGCAGAGCGACUCUUCCACGUGCCCUCGCACGCCUUCCGCAUGCCGGGCAGCUGGAGCGAGCCAGCCUCCGCCCUCCAGAGGCGCAUGUGGUACGGCCUCAUGCAGCUGCCCCCCCCCAACCUGCUCGCCCAGGGCGUGCUGGACCCGGCCACGGGCAAGAAGCUGACCUUCGGCGACAUCCGCGCCCGCUGACCUCCCAGGGCGGCUCUGGCGUCGGCUGCUCUGCGCUGGCCCAGUGGUCCGAGGGCCCCGGGCCGGACCGGCCGCUGGCGCCGCGCCUCCUGGAGGGCCAGUGCGGCAACGGCAGCCUCAGCUGCUGGCACCGCUGCAUGGAGAUCUCGCUGGCCGGCGUCACCGAGGAGGACUGCUCGGCGCGCGGGGACGGCUAUUCCAUCCAGUGCGUCGACCAGUUCGACCAGAUCUACGUGUCCGGCCACGGGGACUUCAAUCCGACGUGCAGCAACGCCACCGAGACGGUCACGCCGAGGCCCCCCGUGGUGCAGCCCGCAAGCGGGGAGGCGCUCACCGACCAGGAGUGGCAGAGCCUGACGGAGCCCGGCUCGGGCGCCAACUCCGACUUCAGCCACAAGAUCCAGCUCGACCAGCAGGCUGGCAAUACGGUGCUGCUGUGGAGACUCGUGAACGACACCUCGGAGAGCGGUGCCGCCUUCCUCCUUCACGCGAAGAUGAUCCAUCGUGGCACCGUGGGGUGGAUGGCAUUGGGCCUGGAGAACAUCGGCGGGGACCACAACGGCAUGAACGGCGGCAGCGUCGUCAUGGCGCAGUACGACCCCGAGCAGGCUGAGCCCCUGUCCGUGGGUGAGUACAGGAUUCACCCCACUCUGACCGCGUUCCGCCACUGGAAAACGCCGCUCGAGUCAUCGGAGCCGGAGAACGCGUCGCUCGCAUCAUCAGACUUCUCGAUCGAGAACGGAGCCUCUGUCCUGGAGUUCAGGACCAGCCACGUCUACAAGAGGGCGCUGAAUCUGUCGGAACCGAUUGACGACGAUUCGACUAGCGACGUUCAUGGCUUCCCCUCGCACCCGCACUCGGUAAACCGCCUCAUCUGGGCGCUGACGCAGAACGCGUACUGCACCGCCGACUUCGGAGGGUAUUGUGCGUAUCACUCCAGCCCCGACAACAACUUCCUGCAACGUGAGGAGUUUCGAGGGCGAGUAGCGGUCGACCUCGCACGCGGCACGCUUGCAGAGGCCGUCACCACUUCCGCACCAGAGUUCACGGAUGCGAGUUCGACACAGGCGCACGCCAGGGUUCAGUGGGCUGCCUUGUUGGUAGCGUCGAUCAUGUCCCCGUGGCUCCACUAGUGUGCCAUCGCAGCGCCGAUGGCCUUCGACCAUCUUCAAAUCUAGAGCUGAUAUUUCAUCGUUGCCACAACAUCGUACUGUUGCUGCAACAUUUUUGAAGUUCAAUCUCGGCACAUACCCCUUGUGCCCUUGUGGCAUCUCUUCAUCUCCCCGUUUUCGUUUUUUUCUACACUGAUCUGCUGCUGCUCCUUCUCCUUUCCCCCAGAUUCUCUCUUCGCUUAUCCAGUGGUCCUGGCAGCUGGCUUAUCGAUCUUACGUCGAUUCGUUGCCUAGGUGCUUCGUUGGCGGCCUGGUGCCAUCUCCCUGCCUUUCUUUUAGCGUAGCUGUUGUCUCCGACGUUGCAGCAUGUGACGUCUGCGGUGCUCUCAUGGUUCCCAGAUGCUGCGAACAGGAUAGGGCAUAGGACCGUGCUUUGCCACGAGCCAGGCGGAUUCGGUCCUCAUCCUUCUUUGUGCAAUCUUUGCUGUGGUCAUAAAGGCGACGCCCGCAAUCAGGUUCCCACCAGGCUCGUGGACCGUCCAAAGAGGGUCCUCAGCAUGCGAGCCUUUCGGGUUGAUUGCUCCGCCUCAGACCUUUUGGGUGAAUUGAUACGCCCCGACACUCACACGGUGCGUGUUUACUAGAUGCGGGUCGGUUCAUUUGAAUCUUGGGCUUAGACACGAAGGGGCCUAGCCGACGUCGCAAGCAUCACGCACAAAAAAAAACCGUGCAGGACAUUUUCCUACAUGUCAAACCCAUCUUUAAUUCAAUGAUCGGCUUGUCAGGGUGCCCAUUGUCCAUGGCAUCCACAACUCCUGCGUGCAGUCGGAGGAGGGCCGGCGGCGUGCACGGCAUCGGCGGGCCGACGGCGGCAA
Messenger RNA from Prorocentrum cordatum, 3095 nucleotides. The record is from the annotation of a GenBank genome assembly. Lineage: Eukaryota; Dinophyceae; Prorocentrales; Prorocentraceae.